Molecule: messenger RNA, 3160 nt
Organism: Gavialis gangeticus (Gharial)
Lineage: Eukaryota; Metazoa; Chordata; Crocodylia; Gavialidae
Gene: MYOCD
Product: myocardin
Exons: 13
Coding region: 339-3143 (934 amino acids)
Biological process (GO): smooth muscle cell differentiation; cardiac muscle cell differentiation
Source: RefSeq, a predicted model, not a curated record
UAGUCGCUUCUCCCUGCUAGACCAUGACAUCAGCCAGGACACCCAGUGAUGCUGCUGAUAGUAAACUCAGAGCAUGAGGAGGGUCCUGCUAGCUAAAAGUUAAUUAGUUCAACACAGAACUUGGGGGGAGCAGUUGGUUUCUGUGGAGGGUCAGUGCUGGAUGGGACCAAAACUUUUAAAGUCACUUGCUGCUUUCUGCAAACCCAGCUAUAAAAGCACCCAGAGACUCCAGGAGGGUCGGAUGAAUUCUGGUUCACUAACUGUGGUCUGCUUGUCUCCUUGGAGCAAGUUAAUGGUUUAAGUGAGGGGGCUUCUGGAACGGUUCACAGAGAAUCACCAUGACACUUCUUGGUACUGAGCAUUCUUUGCUGAUUCGGAGCAAGUUCAGAUCAGUUUUACAGUUACGGCUUCAGCAGAGAAGAACCCGAGAGCAGCUGGCGGACCAGGGCAUCAUGCCACCACUAAAAAGUCCAUCUGCAUUCCAUGAACAAAGGAGAAGCCUGGAGAGAGCCAAGACUGAAGAUUAUUUAAAGCACAAGAUCAGAAGCAGGCCUCAGCGAACAGACCUGGUUAAUAUGCACAUUUUACAAGACUCAGCUGCGGAGGGGUCCAUUCAAUCUACCCAGAUGAAGCUGAAAAGAGCCCGACUUGCAGAUGACUUGAAUGAAAAAAUUGCUCUCAGGCCAGGUCCCUUGGAGCUGGUGGAAAAGAAUAUUAUUCCUGUUGACUCUGCUGUGAAAGAGGCCAUAAAAGGAACCCAGGUGAGCUUCUCUAAAUCAUCUGAUGCCUUUGCCUUUGAAGAGGAUAGUAGCAAUGAUGACUUGUCCCCCGAGCAGGCCAGAGGUGAAGAAUCCCAAGGCUCCACAGAGUCAGCAGCAGGCACUAAAAGCUCAGAGCCAAUUUCCUCUGCCACAUCAGGAACAACUCAGUUACAGGUUCAUACCCAUGGCUCUGAAAACAAUGUGACUGAUUUGACUUCAGUGCAAAGUAGCCAGUGUGAAAGCCCAAAGCAGGUGCAUAACCAACUUCCAGUGCCCACGGCAGUAAAGUCAAAGUCUUCUGGUGAUAGCAAGAACCGCCACAAAAAGCCCAAGGAUACCAAGCCAAAAGUGAAGAAGCUGAAGUAUCACCAGUACAUCCCACCUGACCAGAAGGCUGAGAAAUCUCCUCCUCCCAUGGACUCAGCCUAUGCCAGACUCCUCCAGCAGCAGCAGCUCUUUCUGCAGCUGCAAAUCCUCAGCCAACAGCAGCAGCAGCAGCACUUCAGCUAUCAAGGAAUCCACCAAGCUCAGCUUAAGCAUUCAAGUGAACAAAUGGUCAAAAGCUCAAACUCUUCAUCAACUCCUGUGAACAAUACCCCUCUUUCUUCAGUGAAAACUACUUUUUCAGGACAGAGCUGUGUGUCUUCUAUGAAACCAGGCCCUCUGCCUUCUAACCUGGAUGAUCUGAAGGUGUCAGAACUGAGGCAGCAGCUCAGAAUAAGAGGUCUCCCUGUAUCUGGCACGAAAACAGCACUAAUGGAGCGUCUGAGACCCUUUCAGGAAAGCAGUGGCAACACAGUGCCAAACUUCAGUGAAAUAACAACUGUCACCUUUCCAGUCACCCCAACAAACACCCUGUCAAGCUACCAGUCACAGUCAUCAGCCAGCAUGUUAUCCAAUGGCUUCUAUCACUUCGGGAGCACCAGCUCUACCCCACCUAUCUCCCCAGCAUCUUCUGACCUCUCUGUUAGUGGCUCUUUGCCAGACACAUUCAACGAUGGACCGAUGUCUUCUCCACAGUUUGGUCUUCAACCGUCCCCUGUGCAUGGCAGUACUGAGGAAAGCCUCAUGAGCAGCAUGAAUGGAGGGAGCAUCCAGCUGGAGCUAGAAGGGCUUGAUACGGAAAAAGACAAAAUGCUGGUAGAAAAGCAGAAAGUCAUUAAUGAACUUACAUGGAAGCUACAACAAGAGCAGAGGCAGGUGGAAGAGCUGCGGAUGCAACUCCAGAAACGGAAAAGAACCAGUGGCCUUGAGGAGAAGCAUUCCCCACCACAGCAUUUCUUUGCAGCUCCCAUCAAGCAAGAAAAUGCAGUAGCUAGUUGUCCAUUUGCAUCAAAACAAACUGCCUUGAUUGACCAAGCCAGUCAUUCAAAUAAAUUAAGUGACUGUGGGGUGCCGCAGCUGCCUCACAUUGUAAAUAGUCAUUGCAUGGAGUCAGCAGGCCAGAGUGCCAUCACAUCCUCCACAUUCCUCAGCCCACAGUGCUCUCCCCAGCACUCUCCACUUGGGCCUGCAAAGAGCCCAAAGCAUAUCAGCCUGCCACCAUCACCAAAUAGCCAUUCCCUUCUCUCAGUUUCCCCUGGCUCUCAGGGCGAAGGUCGCAGUGUCUCCCCACAAGCCAGCAGUUGCCUCCGCACAGCUCCGGCUACACAGGCAGGUCAAAAGUUUUCUAUUCCAUCCCCAAGUUUUUGUAAGUCAAGUCCAGGCCUCUCGGAGGUAAAGCAGCCUCCAUCCUAUGAGGAUGCAAUAAAGCAGCAGAUGACUCGAAGUCAGCAGAUGGAUGAGCUCCUGGAUGUGCUCAUUGAAAGUGGAGAAAUGCCAGCCAAUGCCAAAGAAGAUCGUUCUUGUCUUCAGAAAGUACCUCAGAUCACGAUGUCUUCAGGAAAUACCAGCACUUCACUCCCAAAGUCAUCAGCUGCCUUUGAACAAGUUUCCUCAUCCCAGCUCUCAUUUGACCACUGUCCGGGUAGCAGUGACACACACCUUGAAGUCUUACUCAAUUCCCACAGUCCCCUGGGAAGAGUCAGCGAUAUCACCCUCCUGAAAAUGGGUGGUGAGGAGUCGCACUUUGAAGGGAUGAUUGAAGGAUUUUCCAGCAAAGCCGCAGAUGAACUGUUGACAUCCCAGGAGAUUUUACAGACUCCCCUCUCACCCAUGGAGACCCAAUUGUCACCUACUUCUACUGAAGGAUCCGGUUUACAAAUGAGCUUCACUGAAUCUCCUUGGGAAACAAUGGAAUGGCUGGAUCUCACCCCACCAAGCUCAACUACUGCCUUUGGUUCUCUCACCACUGCUGGCCCAAGCAUCUUCAAUAUAGAUUUCUUAGAUGUUACUGAUCUCAAUUUAAAUACCACCAUGGACCUUCACUUACAGCAGUGGUGAAAGGAGAUGGCAAUAGA